AUGGCUCAAGCUUCGACCGCCGACGAGUCGAGAGAACGUGCUGUCUCGUCCGAGCCUUGCUCAACCCGCCCCAACCCAUUUGACGACAGUGAUAUCUCGUCCCGAAAGCGGCGGCGCACCUCGCUGAGCGGCGCCUCUAGAAGCCGGUCCGUCGACACGGUCAAUUCUGCUUCUGCCUCGCCUCUCGUCGGUGACUUGGGCCCCGAGGCAAAGAGUGACUCCGCCAUGAAGGUUGACACCGACCCCACCACACCCACAACCCCCGAGAACCAGCAACAACCACCCCAGACGCAGCCUCCUCCCUCAGGCCCGCGGUCGAGUCGGGUCACGAUUAAUGUGCGGACUCCUUCUCGUCCACUCGAGGCCAUUCCGUCAUCUCCUCCUUCGCCCUCGCUCCACGACCAGACAGUAGCCGCCAACGUCCCCGCCGAUGCCGUCCAGAUCAGUGUGGAGGAAUCCGAGGUCGACAUGUCUCGGGAAGAUACAGUUGUUAAUACUCCGCUGUCGUUGUCUUCGUCAUCGUCGGGCGGUGGAAGCCCCCCUAUCGAGAUCAUCUCGGUCCAGCCAGAUGACGACGACGGCGAGUUUGGUGACCAGGCUUCGGUGACCAUCUUGGACGGCUUCCCACACUCAAUGGUGCAGGGCCCCUUGGUGGAUUUACCAGACCCCACGGCAGAUUUUCCAUUCCGCGACAUGGCCGAGCCAUAUUUGGAUGUUAUAAAUAGGUUAACACAGUACCUUUGCACUCAUGAGACGGUCAGUCAAGGGCUGACCGACUGGAUCGAGAAGUACUUGGCCUUCGCCAGGACGUCGCCGUUCGAGACGGUGGUGCAGUCGUUCCAUGAAAACCGAGAGGUCUGGGUCAACCUUCCCGACAUGGUCUUCUUCUUGGUCAACCGCAAGUCACCAUAUCCGCGAGCCAAGGCGCGGCAGGAUAUAUUUGGGUUCUUCAAGGCCUUUGCCGGCUUAUCUGCAUACUUCAUCGAGUUCGAUAUCAAGUCUUUGAUUCAGAGCAAAGCAGCUGAUUACCCAUCUCUGCCCGACCUUGUCUCGCAGUUCUAUGUUCAAGCUCUUAGCAACUUGACCCGAAAGGAAGAGAUCACUUUGCAAACGUCACAACUGCAAAAUGCCGACGAUGAUUUCAGCUAUCUUGCGGAGGUAUCGGAGAUUCUGGACACGUUCCAUGGCUUCCACAACAACAGCGGCGGCUCGUUUGCUUUCCUCUGGAAGCUGGUCCAGAUCGAGUCCGGGCUCGUGCUGCGCUUUCCUAAGCUCACAGACAGCCUGGGAUACUUGUGCGCGUUCGCUGCCAACUUCCUCGAAUAUAACUUCCGCAAGAUGCCGCUGUCGAAUCAGACGGCGGUCAUGGAGAGCACCCGGGGGAUCAUCGCUCGUGGCUACGCCUUGUACAGCAGCACAUCAGCAGCGCUCGCCAAUGUCAUUGACAAACAUGUCAACCAUCUCUCUUCCGAUGGCGCCUCGAAUCUUCUCACUUCGUUGACAGAGAUAUUCCGAAUAAGUCUCAGCACCAACCAAAUCGUGCCUAUAGACAUCAUCAAGGAGCAUCGCCAGAAUCACCCACCAAUAUCCUUAGAGCACGUGCCAGAGGCCAUGGCCUAUCACUGGAAGUUCACGACAUACAGCAAGCUCAUCAUGUCGAGUCAGAUGCAACUUCGAGUCAUGGCAGUCUCGGCCAUGUGCACCGAUCUCGUCCAGUUCUGGCGCAAGUUUAACGAACCAGCGGAUGAGCCGAGUACCGCCUUCUUGCAAUAUGUUGCCGACUUUCUUCUCCGGACUGGACUGGUUGCAUAUAUUCUUGGGCCCACUUGUCACCCCGAGAUAACCAUCGAGAGUAGUAAUAUCGUCGGGUUUCUCUUAGUGUCUGGGACCUAUACGAAUGCACAUACGGAUGCCUUGUGGCAGACUGUCACUUCAACCCAAGACCCGCGGGUGUCGGAUGCCUUGAUCAGGAUGACAAGCCGGAUCACAAACCUCUACCCGUACGACAGCCUAGUAUAUCUCGCAGGAAAGUUGAACACGGUCGGCGUGGAGGCUUUUGGCCCAACAAUGCGCGAGUUCUGUGAACAGAUCUUCAGGCAUUUGCAUACCAAAUCCGGUUUUGACAGGCCAGUUCCAGACCCGGCGCCGUUUGACCUAUGCGUACGUUUGAUACGGAAGUCGUCUGCAUUUGGACCGCAGUCACCAAUAGCACACGCCGACAUCCAACAGUUCGCUAUCCAGAAAUUUAAGGAAAUUUUGGGCUAUGGGCCGGCUACGGAGACCCGGCGGAGGCUCUACUUGGACUGCUUCAACGAUAUUGCUCAGAGGUCAUCCCCUACAAUUGGCAGUCUCUGGGUGAUGAACCUCCUAGCGCGCCCAUAUGUGCCGCGCGAGUUGCAUGCCUUGACUGCAGAGCAUGAUUUGACGAGGCUCCUGAUUGAUGAGCUGGAGGAUGCUAUUCCCGCAGCGCGAAGCGCGGGUUUUCCGGCUGUUCUCAGCGGCCCCCAGAACACGCCGCGCAAGGAACUUCUCAUGUUCAUCCUCUAUCAUGAGUCGCCGACAAUCACAAAAGACCUAGGGCCUAGGCUUUGGCAUCUACUCGUUGGCCCCGGAGCCGCGUGCCGGGAAGAUAGGGACGUUGCAUGGCAGCUGUUGAACAAUUCUUUGAAACGACACCCGGGCGGGAAUCCCUUUACGUCAACAUGCUUCUCGGAAUACCUGCCGGCUCUUGGCCCAGAAUGCUUCUGCCUUGGCACGCUCGAAUUUGUCUGUGAAGGAGUCCUUCCUCUUGUCAACGACAUUACGAGCAUUAUCCUCGAUGACGAUGACCUCGACCAAGCCGGGAUCGAGCAACUAUGGCGACUGAUCCUUACCGCGCCGGAAAACACUAUUGAGCAGCAGGCCAUUCAUACCUUAGUCAAUGACGUUUAUGUCGACAGCCGAUCCAUUUUGUCUUUUCCUCACUACCGCGCGCGAAAGGUGCACCUGGCACUCGUCAGUCGAUGUCUUCGACAGCUAUCUUCGGCGGCUGCAAAGCUGAAGGCCUCUGCCGAUGGCGCAACGAGCGGUGACGACGACUCCAUGGUCAUAGUCGUCACAGAUCAACAGCUCCUUGAGCAGGAACUUUUGUUUAUCCGCUCGCUUUCUGUCCUCAGAGAGUUCCACCGGAUUCACCAAGCCAAGGCACAUUUCUCGGCACCAGAUUUACGGGCCCUCAUCCUCGACCCUCCCAAUGAAGUCGAGGGAGAUUCUGCAGAGUUGAAGUUCCAGUCAUUCGACGGCGACUUGCAGACAGAGGUUAAGCCUCUUGAAAUAGGAAAGCGCAAUACAGCAGCGUCGCUCUUGGCGAGCCUGCGGGAGGCUACAGGGUUCAAUAAUUAUCGGAUCUACUAUCGAGGCCGGCCCUUUGCACCUCAAGAGAGCGAGAUAUGCAAGUCUCUUGAAGAUCUUCAGAUUCAGAACGGCAUCAUACUUGUAAAACGGGAGUCUGACACAUCAGGCUCCCCGGCUCGUGUACGUCCCGGAGCGUCUCCCGUGGAGGUGGAAAUUCUUGGACACUUUGAAGAGUUGUGGGAGUACCUAUCGAUGGAACAGAAAUUAUCUCAAGAGAUCUAUAGUUUCUUGGUGAAGCUACCGGCUGAUGAGAAUAUUCUGAAAGCCAUCGGGAAUCCUUCGACAUCCUACCAGGAAUUCUUUCCCCUUGGCCAAGCGUUCAAGUCUCUGUACGCAGUGCAUGCAUUGCGCGAAUAUCUUGGCACUCAACGCCGCAGAUUUCCCCCUGGGGAUUUUGAAGAGCAAAAAGAGUAUGCAGAUGGUUGGCCGCAAUCUUACUCUGCUUCCCUGAUUAGAGCAAUGUCUCUUUUGGUUCCUGCGCUCUCCGACCCUGAGGUGAUUGCGCAAUGUCCGAGACAAGAGCUACAAAUGGAUGUGAGCUCUGCUUUGGUGGAAUGUUUCGUGGCUCUCCUGAAAGAUCCUUAUCUUCCGACCUCGGCAGCCCCAUUUCUCGAUGCGCCCCUUUUGGAUCGCCUUUUGACCAUUCUAUUGACAACCCUAUCACCUAGCUCUUCGGAUAGCGCUACUAAGCACGCGACGCUCUGUCUUCGCAGCAUCUUGGAGUCCUGCUGCAUCAGCAAUACCUUCAUGUCGGCAUUCUGUGCACAUUCCAAAGUUCCUGGCUUAUUUGAAGAUUUACUCCUUCAUGACCAGCGGGCGGCGCUCAGGCAGAACACUGCACUUCUUAUCGUGGAGAAAGUUGGCAAACACCUUGUUGAGCCUAAUGCAACCACCGAUGAGUUUCGGGAAUUCUUUUGGCCACUGGUGUCGGGACUCGUUGGCCCGGCUAUUGCACAUGCAGGCAAUUCCACCGAAGUGUUGCACCUUUGCUACCAAAUGUUCGAGGCUCUGCGAGAUGUCCAAUCUCGGAUCCUAGAUGUCCAAAAACUCCUGGAUGAUUGGAGCCGGCUGCUUCUUGCGUACACAACAUUUGAGGAUCUAACUCAGCCUGACAUCGUCGACCACGUUGCAAGUAGCUUGAUUCAGCUGCUCCAUACCAUCGUGUGCAGCUCCGAGCAGACACGGAACUGGAAUGCCAAAGCUUCGAGUGGUCUUGCGCGACAAAUAUUUUGGAAGCACUUGUUUCCGCCUGGGGAUGCGGAGGUCAAGUCAGAGCCUAUUCGGCCAGUACUUAAUCCUCAAAGCAGGAUAAUGCUGACCCAGAUCAUGUUUGGCCUCAUUGACGGCGACUCGCCCCAGACCAUGUGGCUCCUGGAGGAUCUCGAUGAGCUAGUUCCAGUUUUCCCAGACGAAGAGGAGUUUUAUGGAUAUGAGCUCCUGCAGCAGUUCGAGAGAUCUAAGGCUGUCAGGUCACCAUGUGGCUAUGUUGGCCUCAAGAACCUAUCCAAUACUUGCUAUCUCAACUCGUUGUUCACGCAGCUCUUCAUGAAUGUCGACUUCCGCCGGUUUAUGCUCAAAGCGGAUGUGCGAGACGCCGACUUUUCCCAGGCCCUGCUAUUCCAGACGCAGAAGCUGUUUGGUUUCAUGCAAGGAAGCAUUCGCCGAUACGUAACUCCCGACGAGUGCGUCGCGAAUAUCAAGACGUAUGAGGACACACAAAUCGACAUCCACAACCAGAUGGACGUGGACGAAUUCUACAACCUGCUUUUCGAUCGUUGGGAGGGUCAGCUCUUGACUAGCGAGGAGAAGCAUCAAUUUCGGUCCUUCUAUGGUGGUCAGCUGGUCCAGCAAGUCUCCUCCAAAGAAUGCGAGCACAUAUCCGAGAGACUGGAGCCAUUUUCAGCCAUCCAAUGCGACAUCAAAGGCAAGAGUUCUCUGCAAGAGAGUUUACAGGCUUAUGUCGAUGGCGAGAUAAUGGAAGGAGCAGACAACAAAUACAAGUGUUCGACUUGCGAUCGCCAUGUCGACGCAGUCAAGAGAGCCUGCCUCAAAGAUGUGCCAGACAACUUGAUAUUCCAUCUCAAGCGGUUUGACUUUAAUCUGCGGACCCUUCAGAGGAGCAAGAUCAACGACUAUUUCACGUUUCCAGGCAAAGUCGACAUGCGGCCAUAUACCAUUGACCAUUUAAGCAACCCCGCCGAUGAGAAAUCUGAAGACAUAUUCGAGCUCGUCGGUAUCCUCGUUCAUUCCGGGACUGCCGAAUCAGGUCAUUACUACUCUUACAUCCGAGAGAGGCCAUCGCAGAGCGAUAGUCAAGUGUGGGUCGAGUUCAAUGACGAUGUUGUCACCCCCUGGGAUCCCGCUAUGAUAGAGAGUUCGUGCUUUGGCGGCCCUGACUACCGAUCCCACUUCGAAAACAAUACGGUCUACGACAAAACGUAUAGCGCAUACAUGCUGUUUUACCAGAGAUCCUCAUCUCUGGCCAAGGCGCAGGAACUGCUCAAGAACCCUGGAUCUACUAGCCCGCUGCGCGUCCCGAUCUCUCGGAAACUGGACGAGUUCAUGUCGGAGGAAAACAAUUCUCUGCUUAGAAGGCAUUGCCUCUAUGAUCCCUAUCAGAUUGAGUUCGUCAAGCUGGCGCUUCAUCAUAUGAAUAGCGUCACCCGCCACCGAUGUUCCAGGAAGCACGACAUGGAAAACCUCGCAAUUACAAUGGCUUUAAGCCAUCUCGACCAGGUUGCCUCGAGAACCAAGGAUGCCCCGGACUUCUUCUCGCUGGCGCAUACCAUCGACAUGAUGUGUCAGGGCUGCGUCCGCUGCAGUCUCGCCGCCAUGGAGUACUUCAGCCGAUACACCGAAACCGUGAAGAUGCUGGUCCAGAAGAACCCGGAUGCCGAAGUCCGCCAAGGGACGGCGAACUUGAUGAUUCGAAUACUGCAAGUGAUCAAAGCAGAAUUGCCCAUACAAUACGGCAUACCGAUCCGCGAGACCGACGGGAAUGGCGAGGACGAUUUCGAGCCCCAACAUACAACCAUGAGAGGCGUCAUGCUUAUCUUCAAGGCCCUUUGGGAAAAUUUCCACACCAACCUUCGGUCAUGGCCCGAGGUCUUUGAUCUCAUGUUUUCCUUCGUCAAGCUAGGGCGCCACGAGAUUGCAAAGUUCCUCGAACAUCAUUUCCUGAAACAUCUGCUGUACAUCAUCUAUGCAGACCAAAACCUGGAUCUUCCUCAACAAUUUGCCAGGAUGAUUACAGCAGUGACGCGGAGAACUCCGUCACGUCCACCCUCGUAUGAGCGCAUCAUUGGGCUCAUCGAUGUGCUGAUCGCGCCGUUGGAGAUGGCAUAUACGGAGAGGGGUGAACCCACGGGCCCCGAUGUGCCGGACCAGCGUCUUGAUCACAAUGAAGAUACGGAGGGUCACUACCUAUUCACAAGGAACGAAAAUAAGAUUCUACACACGGAUUGGGCCAGGGGUCAAUCGAAUGUGUUUGUGGACAAACUCAUUACCAUUAAUCAGAACCCGGCGGCUACGGACUCGAUUAUUACAAACUUGAUCAGGCAGAGCAAUGUGAUGGAAGAAAAGGUGCUCCGUACCCUCAGGAACGGUAUUACUGGGCAGAUAACGCAGCACAGCAACGCCCCUUUUCUGCACGUGGCAGCCGCGGUUUUCUGUCGCGUGGCGAGCCGAGCUGAGUUGAUCAACAGUCUGAUUGAGCAUGUUUCACAACAAUGCAUGAGUUUACAAAGCGUGGAGGGCAAAUCCUUUCUAGAUUUUGAGCGCGAUGUGUUCGACUAUCCUCGCGAAAACGCCAACCAGUCUCGCGAGGAGGUAAUCCUAGCAGGAUUAGACAAUAUUCCGGAGUGGGCCCCUGGUUUACUCGGCUACUUUGAUUCUGCCAUUGCCGACGAGGUGGAGUCUUUCCUGCAGGAAAAGCUAUUCCAGUAUGGCCCAUCGCCCGUCUGCGGGGACACGGAAGAGGGCAGGCGACGAAGCGCCAAACUUAUCGAUACGGCCCGGACUCUCGGCAUGAGAUGCUUAGGAUACCUGCGCGAUAACUACGUUGCCAGGCGCAUUGAUGUAUCGACACGCAUCGUGGCCGGACCGGAGAGGGUGAUCAAGGAGUGCAGCAAGUACUUCAACCUGAGGGAGCCAGCAGAGGACGAGGAGGCGCAGGAAUUCCUCCUUCUCAGUCGCAGUAAGUUGAGAAGACCGGGGGCGAGCAGUGUGAAGAGUCGGACAAUGAUGACUAACAGUGAAAUAGGUGUCCUCGAGCCGUUACAUAGACUCACCGUCGAAGAGCUAGAGGAGGACGGGUCCGGUAUGUUUUACAGCGACUCAUCGAGCAUCGCGUCCAGCGUCACGGCCGGCUGA
Lasiosphaeria miniovina is the source of this 7764-nucleotide messenger RNA. RefSeq lists its product as uncharacterized. Gene Ontology annotation, cellular component: nucleus; cytosol. Gene Ontology annotation, biological process: protein deubiquitination. Gene Ontology annotation, molecular function: cysteine-type deubiquitinase activity. The transcript has 11 exons. The coding region runs from base 1 to 7764 and encodes 2587 amino acids. The record is from RefSeq and is a predicted model, not a curated record. NCBI's taxonomy places the organism in Eukaryota, Fungi, Ascomycota, Sordariomycetes, Sordariales, Lasiosphaeriaceae.